CCCAAUUAAAUAAUAUUAAAGUCAAAGAUACAGAGGGAGAAGAAGAGAUGUAUGUGACUGAUAUAAAGGCAGAAGAUAUAGAGGGAGAAGAAGAGACGUAUGUAACUGAUAUGAAGUCAGAAGAUAUAGAGGGAGAAGAAGAGACGUAUGUGACUGAUAUAAAGGUAGAAGAUACAGAGGAAGAAGAAGAGACGUAUGUGACUGAUAUAAAGGCAGAAGAUAUAGAGGGAGAAGAAGAGAUGUAUGUGACUGAUAUAAAGGCAGAAGAUAUAGAGGGAGAAGAAGAGAUGUAUGUGACUGAUAUAAAGGCAGAAGAUAUAGAGGGAGAAGAAGAGACGUAUGUGACUGAUAUAAAGGCAGAAGAUCUAGAGUUAGAAGAAGAGACGUAUGUGACUGAUAUAAAGGCAGAAGAUAUAGAGGGAGAAGAAGAGACGUAUGUGACUGAUAUAAAGGCAGAAGAUAUAGAGGGAGAAGUAGAGACGUAUGUAACUGAUAUGAAGGCAGAAGAUCUAGAGUUAGAAGAAGAGACGUAUGUGACUGAUAUAAAGACAGAAGAUAUAGAGGGAGAAGAAGAGACGUAUGUGACUGAUAUAAAGGCAGAAGAUAUAGAGGGAGAAGAAGAGACGUAUGUGACUGAUAUGAAGGCAGAAGAUACAGAGGGAGAAGAAGAGACGUAUGUGACUGAUAUAAAGGCAGAAGAUAUAGAGGGAGAAGAAGAGACGUAUGUGACUGAUAUAAAGGCAGAAGAUAUAGAGGGAGAAGAAAAGACGUAUGUGACUGAUAUAAAGGCAGAAGAUAUAGAGGGAGAAGAAGAGACGUAUGUGACUGAUAUAAAGGCAGAAGAUAUAGAGGGAGAAGAAGAGACGUAUGUGACUGAUAUAAAGGUAGAAGAUAUAGAGGGAGAAGAUGAGACGUAUGUGACUGAUAUAAAGGCAGAAGAUAUAGAGGGAGAAGAAGAGACGUAUGUGAGAGGUGAUCAGCAGUGUAAGGAGGAGGAGAUCCCUACAGAUAUCAGCACAGAUGGACACACAAGCAGGAAUAUCUCAGAAGGACAUCUAAUGUUAUCCCCGGAUUGUGACAUAAAAGAUAAUGACAGCAGACAGGAUUCUCCAGGAUAUAACCCCAUUACCCCAAUUAUACAUCCAGGUCUAUCCGCUGAUUCCUCUGAUCCUGAGAAAUGUUCUCCUGAUCACUCUGAUUUUGGUGCAUCUGUUACAGCUCUGAGAGUAGAUACAGUGUUUCCCUGUUCUAUAGAUGCCAAAUGUUUUACACAGAACACAAAGCUUAUUACCCAUCAGCCAGCUAAGGCAGGGGUGAGGCCAUUUCCAUGUUCUGAGUGUGGGAAAUGUUUUACAUACAAAUCAGCUCUUGUUACACAUCAGAGAAGACACACAGGUGAGAAGCCAUUUCCAUGUUCUGACUGUGGAAAAUGUUUUGCAUGGAAAUCACAACUUGUUACACAUCAGCAAAGUCACACAGGUGAGCAACCAUUUCCAUGUUCUGAGUGUGGGAAAUGUUUUGCAUGGAAAUCACAACUUGUUACACAUCAACAAAGUCACACAGGUGAGAAGCCAUUUUCAUGUCCUGAGUGUGGGAAAUGUUUUGCACAGAAAUCAGAUCUUGUUAGUCAUAACAGAAGUCACACAGGUGAGAGGCCAUUUCCAUGUUCUGAGUGUGGAUUUUUUUUUGCACAAAAAUCACAUCUUGUUAAACAUCAGAGAAGUCACACAGGUGAAAAACCAUUUUCUUGCACUGAGUGUGGGAAAUGUUUUUCACAGAAAUCAGAUCUUGUUAGACAUCAGCGAAGUCACACAGGUGAGAAUCCAUUUCCAUGCUCUGAGUGUGGGAAAGGUUUUGCACACACAUCAGCUCUUCUUAUACAUCACAGAAGUCACACAGGUGAGAAGCCAUUUCCAUGUUCUGAGUGUGGGAAAUGUUUUGCACAAAAAUCAGAUCUUGUUAAACAUCAGAGAAGUCACACAGGUGAGAAGCCUCUUUCUUGCUCUGAGUGUGGGAAAUGUUUUACACGGAAAUCACAACUUGUUAUACAUCAGAGAAGUCACACAGGUGAGAAUCCAUUUCCAUGCCAUGAAUGUGGGAAAUGUUUUGCACACAAAUCGGAUCUUAUUAGUCAUAACAGAAGUCACACAGGUGAGAAUCCAAUUACUUGCUCUGAGUGUGGGAAAUGUUUUACGUGGAAAUCACAACUUGUUAUACAUCAGAGAAGUCACACAGGUGAGAAGCCAUUUCCAUGUUCUGAGUGUGGGAAAUGUUUUGCACACAAAUCAGAUCUUGUGAAACAUCAGAGAAGUCACACAGGUGCAAAGCCAUUUUCGUGCUCUGAGUGUGGGAAAUGUUUUACACAGAAAUCACAUCUUGUUAGACAUCAGCAAAGUCACACAGGUGAGAAUCCAUUUCCAUGCUCUGAGUGUGGGAAAGGUUUUGGACACAAAUCAGCUCUUGUUAUACAUCACAGAAGUCACACAGGUGAGAAGCCAUUUCCAUGUUCUGAGUGUGGGAAAUGUUUUGGACAAAAAUCAGAUCUUGUUAAACAUCAGAGAAGUCACACAGGUGAGAAGCCUCUUUCUUGCUCUGAGUGUGGGAAAUGUUUUACAUGGAAAUCACAACUUGUUAUACAUCAGAGAAGUCACACAGGUGAGAAUCCAUUUCCAUGCCCUCAAUGUGGGAAAUGUUUUGCAUACAAAUCAGAUCAUAUUAGUCAUAACAGAAGUCACACAGGUGAGAAUCCAAUUACUUGCUCUGAGUGUGGGAAAUGUUUUACAUGGAAAUCACAACUUGUUAUACAUCAGAGAAGUCACACAGGUGAGAAGCCAUUUCCAUGUUCUGAGUGUGGGAAAUGUUUUGCACACAAAUCAGAUCUUGUUAAACAUCAGAGAAGUCACACAGGUGCAAAGCCAUUUUCUUGCUCUGAGUGUGGGAAAUGUUUUGCACACAAAUCAGCUCUUGUUAUACAUCACAGAAGUCACACAGGUGAGAAGCCAUUUCCAUGUUCUGAGUGUGGGAAUUGUUUUACACGGAAAUCACAACUUGUUACACAUCAGAGAAGUCACACAGAUGAGAAGCCAUUUUAAUCUUCUGGAGUAUACUUAUCAUUGCCAUGCGUUGUUCUUCAAGGUUCUUAUCCUAUCUCCUAUGCUUUUUGAAAUAAUACAUGCUACCGCAGGGUGAAAUAAUCAGAUGUCAUGCCCUCAUCUACCUCUGCUAUACAGAUCUGUCUUUUGCUCCGGGUACUGAGAACCCAGUACCAAUCCUAAAUGUCUAGCUGAUCUCCAAGUGUGGGUGAUGCCAGUUGGCUGUGACUCAGUCCUGGUGAAACAGGUCCUUAUGAUAGAAGCUCACCAACAAAGGGCAGGGCUACAGCUCAACUUUGCGAACCAACCAGGCUUGCGCUUGGGGGUUCAGAGUUACAAAAUGCUGAUAAUGGGGGUCAUUCCGAGUUUGUUCGUUGCCGAUUUUCGCUAUGCUGUGAUUAGUUGCAAAUUGCGCAUGCGGAAGGCACGCAGGGCGCAUGCGCUUAGUUAUUUAACACAAAACUUAGCAGUUUUGCUGUGGCUUCUGCAGCGCUUUUCAGUCGCACUGGUGUUCGGUAAAUGAUUGACAUGAAAUGGGCGUUUCUGGGCGGUGCAAGUCUGCGUUUGCAAAAAAACACAGGCGUUUCAGGGAAAAACGCGGGCCAAACGCAGGGUGUGUUUGUGACGUCAAACCAGGAACUAAACAGACUGAGCUGAUCGCAAUUCGUGAGUAGGUCCGCAGCUACUCAGAAACUGCAAAUAAUUAUUUAGUAGCAACUCUGAUAAUCUUUCUUCCGCAAUUCUGAUAAGCUAAGAUACACUCCCAGAGGGCGGCAGCCUUGCAUGACCAUGGUAUCAGAAGCAGCUUCUGCCUCCGUACUGCCCUGGUUUCUUCCAUCUGUUGAUGAAGGACUUAGCAGUACCAUAAAUUCCCAAUCAGUGCUUAGAUGUCGGGGAGACAGAAUGGGGGGCAGUAGUGCAGUAGCGGGGGGCUGCUGGAGGCAGUGUCUAAGUGGGUAAUAUUGUCCCCAAGCAGUGCUGAGCAGAGAGACAGGGCAGGAGGCAGUAGUGGGAGCUGCUGGAGGCAGUGUCUAUGUGGGUAAACAUCCGCAAGCAGGGCUGAGGUGUCAGAGUGGGGAGACAGGGCAGGUGGCAGUAG
Messenger RNA from Pseudophryne corroboree (corroboree frog), 4191 nucleotides. RefSeq names its product zinc finger protein 271-like. Gene Ontology annotation, biological process: regulation of gene expression. The coding region runs from base 48 to 3092 and encodes 1014 amino acids. Gene Ontology annotation, cellular component: nucleus. The record is from RefSeq and is a predicted model, not a curated record. The transcript is spliced from 2 exons. NCBI's taxonomy places the organism in Eukaryota, Metazoa, Chordata, Amphibia, Anura, Myobatrachidae.